GACACGUUAUCAGUGAUAACAACACACGUGCACUUCUACUUAUGCCAUACGUGUUUUUAUUUCGUCCGCAAUGGACGACUUUUUAGGUAAAACAUAUGUUCUGUACGAUUCAGAGAAUUUUGAGGACUAUUUAGUGUAUUUAGGUUUGAGUUACAUAGCUCGUAAAGUGGCAAUCAGACUAAAUCAGUCUCAUAUCCUGACUAAAAACGAAGAUGGAACCUAUACCUUCCAGUUUCUGUCGACUAUGGCUAACUCCAGCGUCACUUUUAAUCCUGGUGAAGAGUUUGAAGAAGUUAAGGCUGAUGGUGUGAAGGUGAAAGCUCUAAUAAUAUUUGAAGGCAACAAAAUGAUACACACGCAGACAGCUGACGAUGGGAAGGUGUCGAGACACGAACGAGAGUUUUUUGUAGAUAAGAUGAUUGUGAUCACAACUGCAGAUGGACUGGACAAAACAGUGAAAAGAUAUUACAAAGUGGAACAGCAAUAAAGUGGAUAUGAAUUCAGUAUCUAGUCAGUGCUGGUGUUUAAUAAUUGAAAAAAUAUUGUAAUCAUAAGAUAUACUCAAUUAAUUUAACAAAUGUUUUUGGAAUUACUUAUAAAACUAAUUAUUAUGUUAUCAGCCUAUUCACGUAACUUUUUGAUGAGGAACUCUACUAGUUUCAAGCCAUGCUAGAGGCUCAUAUUCAUGAGCAGUAUUUACGUGAGUACGCCGAUUAUAAUUUAAUAUGUCUCACGAAAGUUAUAAUAACACAUAAAAGACGGUGUAAUAUAAUUAAAUAAUUAUAUAGAUGUAAGUAAAUAAGUACCAAUGUGACUUUCCGAGUUAUAUGUACUUUCUAAGUUUAUUUAGACACCACUGACAAACGGUGAAGGAAAACAUCGUGAGGAAAACUGGGCUUAUAAUUUUAAAUUAUAAGUUUGAAAUUGCCAACCCGCAUUGAGCAAGCGUGGUGAGUAAUGCUCAAACCUUCUCCGUGUGAGAAGAGGCUUUGGUCAGCAGUGGCCACUUAAUAGGCUGUUGAUAUGAAAUAAGUAUAUACUAUAAAUAAUAAUUAUUGGGAUAGAUCACUUGGUCGGAUGCUCAGUGUUCAUUUAGUGUUAAGUUCUAGAUGUAAAAAAAAACAAAUAAGAUGUAUACCUAAGGUAAAAAUAUAAAUGUGUAUAAAACAAUAAA
Molecule: messenger RNA, 1174 nt
Organism: Spodoptera frugiperda (fall armyworm)
Lineage: Eukaryota; Metazoa; Arthropoda; Insecta; Lepidoptera; Noctuidae
Product: fatty acid-binding protein, heart-like
Exons: 4
Coding region: 71-487 (138 amino acids)
Biological process (GO): fatty acid transport
Cellular component (GO): cytosol; nucleus
Molecular function (GO): fatty acid binding
Source: RefSeq, a predicted model, not a curated record